Messenger RNA from Lactuca virosa, 426 nucleotides. The record is from the annotation of a GenBank genome assembly. Lineage: Eukaryota; Viridiplantae; Streptophyta; Magnoliopsida; Asterales; Asteraceae.
AUGGAGACCGGAGAACCAUCCUACAGCGGCGGUGAAGACUGCUCCGAUGAUAUCGAAGGAUACAUUGCCUACAGCAUUGGGUUCUAUUUGGUCUUCUCUCCUCUUCGUAUUCACCCUCUGCUAUACUUCUUACAUCUGCAACCGCAGGAUACACUCUCGAUUAUCACCACCGACCACCACCACUCCACCAGUGACGGCGCCGACGACUACCAUAUUAUAAGAUUCCCUCAAGGUCUUUGCGAUGACGUCAUUUCGACUUUUCCGACGAUUCUCUACUCGGAGGCCGUGGUGACUCACAAGAGCGACUCUGUAACCAGUGCCAAUAAUAAGUAUGGUUCCGGUUGCUCUAUUUGCUUGGCGGAUUAUAACCAGUUGAACGUCCUCCGUUUAAUGCCGGAAGAUGCUCACGUAUUUCAUUUGAGUUGA